UAUCAUAUAAGUACGAGGAGAAAUACCAAAAUCUCACGUACGCCACAAUCAAACGAAACAGUGCCUAAUGAGCGAAGGAAUAUAUGCAAAGUAUUCUCCCACCCCUCAAAAUCUGCAGUGGUUGGAAGUAUGGUUAAGGAUACUCGAUCUAGUGUCAGAGCGAGGAAUGAGGAAAACAGCAAUCUAAAAGGGAAACAAAAUGGCGAAAAGGCUUCAACAAGAGCAGGUUCUACUACACCAGAUUCAUCUGCUUUAAGAAGGUCUGCAAGAGAAACAGCAUUGAAGAAAAAGAUUGUUGGGACCCCUUCCAAAUCUAGAGAAUCUGAUCAACUUGACAAGCAAUCACCUAGCACUCGUCGUGAUAAGAAGAAACAUGGUACUGUUGAAAGUAAGAACAUGCUUUAUCCACUUAGAAGAUCCGAGAGGGGUAAAAAGCAGUCUUCAUCUCCCUCUUCAGGAUCUGGAUCUAAGAAAUUAGAUAAAAGUUCAUCUACCUCUUCAGGAUCUGUAUCUAAGAAAUCAGAUAAAAGCUCAGGCUCACCAAAUACGAAGGGAAAAAAGGAAAAGAAAGAGAAGAGUAUUGAACAGUUGAAUCUUGAACCUAGAGAGGCUGGCAAAUCUCCAAAACAAGACAAGGUUUCCAAAAAUGCCACAAGUAAGAGAAUGGAUGCUCGUGCUUACAGGGCAUUGUUUAGGGAAAAGCUUAAGACAGCUAAUUCAUCUGACUGUCAAGAGCAGCCGAAGAUGCCAAAAAGCAACAAUCAUUGUGAUAGCAAUAGUUGCAAGGAAGACUUAAAUGGGAGCAAUAAGUGCAGUGAGAAGAGUAAAGAAUUGGGAAGCAAUUGUCUAGAUAAAUCGUCUACCAGAGCUUUGGAUGUCUCUAAUGAGACUGUUACUAAAGAAUCAAGAAGUAAAUGUCUAGAGGAGUCUUCUAGGUAUUUGGAGGACCAUUCUGAAACUAGAAGUAAAACUUCCAAGGAAGUAGUAGAAAAUGGCAUUGAAUUGGAUUUCUUCCCAUCAAGCCAGAAGUCCUCCGAGGAAGAGGUGCUGACUAAACUGUCAAAUGAAGAUGGUGGUAGUGUAGGUGCAGUUAUUCAUGCAAAUAAGAAAUUGAAAACAUUAGAGAGAACCAAUUCUAUACCUGAAGAAAAGACGGUUGAAGACCGUAUUGACUCAGAUGGGGAAUGUAAAUUAAUUUCUUUGAAAAGAAAAGGAAGCAUGGUGCACUCGGAUUCUAAUGUCUCAGUAAGAAAUGAAAGUGAAAGUACAUGCUCUUCACCUACUGGAGCCGUCCAGUUAUCAUCAUCUCCAUGUAGACGGAGUGAUCAAGUUGAGACAUGUGGAAAAUGUUCGAAGAGACAAAGGUUAGACGAUAAUUCACUGAAAGACUUCUGCUCUUGUGCGGAAAUAGAUCAGCAGAAUGAAAAGAUAUCCAUUGAUAUGGAUAGAGGGAAGUCCAUGGGCAAUGUCAUUACAGAUCCUACUGUAAAUUGUGUUUGGUGUAAACUGGAAAAAGCAUCAUUGGACAUCGACCCAAAUGCAUGCCUUAUCUGCAAAGUUGGGGGAAAACUCUUAUGCUGUGAAGGAAAAGAAUGCAGAAGAAGCUUCCAUCUUUCUUGUUUAGAUCCUCCCUUGGAGAAUGUUCCUCUUGCAGUUUGGCACUGUCCGGUGUGUAUUAGAAGGAAGAUCAAGUUUGGUGUCCAUGCUGUGUCAAAGGGUGUCGAGUCCAUCUGGGAUACAAGAGAAACAGAGAUAUCGGAUACUGAUGGGUUGCAAAGGCAGAAGCAAUAUUUUGUGAAAUUUAAAGAUCUUGCUCAUGCUCAUAAUCGGUGGUUACCAGAGAACGAAUUGCUUUUGGAAGCCUCGAGCCUUGUUUCAAGAUUCAACAGGAAAAAUCAGUAUUCAAGGUGGAAGCAAGCGUGGGCUGUUCCACAGCGUUUGUUACAGAAGAGAUUGUUAUUAUCUGCUAAGCUAUGUGAGGAGCAUGAUGGAGAAUUUUCUGGGGCUGAAUUGAAUUGCCAAUAUGAGUGGCUUGUUAAAUGGCGAGGCCUUGAUUACAAAUUUGCAACAUGGGAGUUGGAAAAUGCUUCAUUUCUAAGUUCACAUGAUGGUCAACGUCUUAUGAAAGAUUAUGAAAGCCGCUAUGAAAAGGCCAUGUUAGCUUCCCAUGCCUCAGAAGGGGACGAGGACCAUGAGUUGCAGAUGCUGGAGAAGAAAAGAACUGCUGUGGUUAAUCUGUCCCAGUUUACAGAUAAAGAUACCUGUGGCUUUAAUGAUAAUUAUUUAAGUUAUGUCAACAAGCUUCGUCAAUUUUGGCAUGAGGGGAAAAACGCUGUUGUGAUCGAUGACCAGGAUCGCAUGGCAAAGAUUAUUGCAUUCAUUUUAACUUUGCAGCCUGAUGUCCUCCGACCCUUUCUCAUCAUCUCAACUUCUACAGCACUUGGUUUAUGGGAUUAUGAGUUAUUGCAUUUUGCUCCAUCUUUCAGUGCUGUAGUUUACAAGGGAAACAAAAAUGUGCGGAAAAAUAUAAUAGAUCUAGAGUUCUACCAGGGAAAUUGCCCGAUGUUUCAAGCUCUGAUUUGCUCCCCGGAAGUAUUGAUAGAGGAUUUAGAUGUAUUGAACUGUAUAAAUUGGGAAGUAAUAAUUGUUGAUGAGUGUCAACGCCCAACAAUUUCUUCACAUUUUGAAAAAAUGAAGAUGCUGAAGGGAAAUAUGUGGCUUCUUGUUCUUUCUGAUCAGCUAAAGGAUAUCAAAGAUGAUUACCAUAAUAUUCUCUCCGUACUUGACGUGAAUGACCAAGUUCAAAGUGAAGAUACUCUGAAGACCAACGGUGCUGAUAACAUCAGCAGACUUAAGGAGAGAUUGUCUUAUCAUACUGCGUAUACUAGCACUUCUAAAUUUGUUGAAUAUUGGGUUCCUGCACGGAUAUCAAAUGUGCAACUUGAGCUUUAUUGUGCCACCCUACUUUCUAACUCUGGAUUGCUUUGCUCAUCAUUCAAAUGUGAUCUGCUCGACAACAUCCAUGACAUGCUCAUUUCAACUAGGAAGUGUUGUAAUCAUCCCUAUAUUGUGGACUCUUCAAUUGGACAUGUGAUCACGAAGGGGCAUCCAGAAGUGGAGUAUUUGGAUAUCGGAAUAAAAGCAAGUGGCAAGUUACAACUUCUUGAUGCAAUGCUAAAGGAGAUGAAAAAAAAGGGCUCGAGGGUCCUAAUUCUUUUCCAGUCAAUUAGUGGCUCUGGAAGGGACACCAUUGGUGAUAUUUUGGAUGACUUUUUGCGCCAGAGGUUUGGGCAUGAUUCUUAUGAACGCAUUGACGGGGGUCUUAUUUAUUCCAAGAAGCAAGCUGCUCUAAACAAAUUUAAUAACAUAGAGAGUGGAAGAUUUUUGUUUCUGCUAGAAGUUCGAGCAUGCCUCCCUAGUAUUAAACUUUCAUCAGUUGAUAGUAUUGUCAUUUAUGAUAGUGACUGGACCCCAAUGAAUGAUUUAAGAGCCCUUCAGAGAAUAACGCUAGAUUCUCAUUUGGAGCAGAUAAAAAUUUUCCGUUUAUAUACACCUUGUACUGUUGAAGAGAAGGUUCUUAUGCUGUCCUUGGAAAAUAAAACUUUGGAUGGCAAUUUACAGAACAUCAGCUGGAGCUAUGCUAAUAUGCUGCUUAUGUGGGGAGCAUCUGAUUUAUUCGCCGACUUAGAGAAGUUUCAUGUCAAAGAUAGAACUGAAGAUGCUUUGUCAGAUGCAACACUUUUGGAAGAGGUGGUAAAUGAUUUAAUAUUACUUAUUUCACAAGAUGCCAGAAGCACAGACAAGUAUGAUUCCCAUGUCAUAUUAGAAGUUCAACAGAUUGAAGGAGUCUAUUCUGCACACUCACCACUUCUUGGUCAAUUAAAAAUGGCAUCAACGGAAGAAAUGCAACCCCUCAUAUUUUGGACUAAGCUGCUAUAUGGAAAGCACCCAAAAUGGAAAUAUUCUUUGGAUAGAUCUCUAAGGAACCGGAAAAGGGUUCAACAGUCCGAUGAUUCCUUACAUAAAUCUCAAAAUGAGAUUGAGGAAUCUGUGAGGAAACGUAAAAAGGUAUCAAAUAGCAAUGUAAAAGUUGCUCAAGAGGAAAAUUUUACAAACAAGGAAAAGGAAGGUACUUCUAAAGAUCCAAAACGUACAUCUCAAAAUCCAACUAGUUUAGCUGCAUGUGAGGAUGAUUCAUCCAUUGAGAAUCAUCUAUCCACCUCAUCUUUGAUAGCGAAUGACAUCCUGAAAAUUCUUGAAUAUAAAUCGGUUGGAUUUGAUGAAAUAAGAAAGCUGACUGAUCUACGAAAAAGUCUCCAUUGUCUUUUGAUGCCUGGAAUAUCACAAUUAUGCAAGAUUUUGAAACUUCCAGAGCAUGUGGAAGGUCAGGUUGAAAAGUUUUUCGAGUAUAUAAUGGAUAAUCAUCACAUCUUAACAGAACCAGCAACAACUACAUUACUCCAGGCUUUCCAGCUAUCUCUGUGCUGGAGUGCAGCUUCCAUGCUCGACUACAAAAUUGACCAUAAAGAAUCGUUGGCACUUGCAAAGAAGCAUCUUAAUUUUGAUUGCCAUAAACAGGAGGUAUACUUGCUUUAUUCAAGAUUGAGAUGUCUCAAGAAAAUAUUCUCCAAACAUUUGGAGUGUUUCAGGGUCAAUGAAUCCCCAUACAAUGUGUUGUCUGACAAUGAGUUCCAGAAAGCUGUUGUAAAAAGUAUUAAUAGAAUACAGAAAACUUGCCGCAAGAAAUUCAAAAAACUUAAGCAGAAGCAACAAGAAGAAAGAGAUGAAUUUGAUAGAACUUGUGAUGAAGAGAAAUCACAGCUAGACAGACAGUUUCGGAUGGAGUCGGUUGUUAUUCGUUCUUGUUUGCAUAAUAGUCUUUUAAUGAGAAAGAAUAAGCUUCAGGUAUUAGAAAGUAGAUAUGCAAAAAAGCUGGAAGAGCACAAAUGUCAGAUGGAGAUACGGUGUAAGAAACUUGAGGAAGAGCAAAUUGAGGAAAGAAAUAAGAUGAUUAUGACAGAGGCUCAUUGGGUUGAUACAUUGACAUCUUGGCUCCAGGUUGAAUUAUUAAACAUGCAAAUUUUAAAUAAAACUAAGCAGAACCAGAACAGUUUGCCAACAACUGAGCAUUUCCAUGAUCUCCAAAAUGAUACAACCAUUUGUGAUCAUCUGUCAGAAGAGAGUCAUAGUAAGAUUCUUCAUAAUUUCUCUGGAACUGGGAAAGGAAUAUCUGAAAUUCCAGGAUCUGCUUCUUCUGAAGCUAUCAUCUGCAGUAAUACUAUUCAAAAAGGUUCUCUUCAAACUAGACAAAAUGGUGAGACUGCAGCUUUGGAUACCAUGGAUUCUCAAGGACCAUCUGCCACUGAGUUUGUGGAUGACUACAGGAUAAAUAUCAAAAAUGGAAUUGAAGGUUAUUUGACCUCUGAAGACCCUUGCUCUGCAGGAAAAGUGGCUGAGGGAGUCAUAUUGGGCAAUCCAAACAAAAAGAUAACUACAGAAGGGCCUAAUAGUAGAUGUUCUGUCCGUGUUGACAUGGUCUCUUUACUUCUGCCUACAUCAGGGGAACAGAUCUCCCAUGCUGAUAAAGAGCUCCCUCAUAAGCUGACUGAAGCCGGUGGUCUUAUUGAAGGUUUGCCUAGAGUUCCCCCCAUACCUUUGCUACCCUCUACAGAGGGAGGGGGAAAUGUGGCCACAAAGAAUACUGGGAGUGAAGUUUCAAAUGGAACAUGUAGAAUUGGCAAUUCCGAUCCAUUUGUGGAUGCUAAUAGCAAUCCAGAAACAUCUCCCCGUGAGUUGAAUUUGCCAAUCAAUGGGGUUGAAAGGUUAUCUGAGACUGAUUUAGUAGAUAUUAGGGAGAAUAUCUCUGCUAGUCAAUCUCCAUCUCAAGAAUUAAUUCCAAAUAAAUCAAUGGGAAACACGUCUGAAAUAAAAAUUUCAUCGAGAAUGAAUAUAAGUUCUUUUUGUGAAUCAUUAGAGGUUGGGUCCAGCAACCGUCAGAGUGAUGGCGAGAAUCUUAGUGAAUCGAUCAAUCCUUGUGUAGUAGAAAAUACAAUUGGUAAUGCCGACCCUAAUGUCCAUUCUCAUGAGCUGUCUGUCACCCUAUCUCCUCUGGAGCUUGCUGUUACACCUACCACCCAAGGCAAUGGUUCUUUAUUGUUUAAUCAGGCAGGGCAUGACGAAAUGAAUCAACAAUCUUCAGCUACUGGGUCCAUGGAUGACAUUAUGCAAGUUGCUGAAUUGGCGAUUGCUAAUGGGGACCUUGAAGCUCCAAUAUCAUAUGUUGCAGAUCAAUCUAAUCAGGAAGAAUGCGAGGAGAUGAACCUACAAUUUUCAUGCACUGGGUCCAUGGAGAACGUCAUGCAAGCUACUGAAAUGGUGAAUACUAACGAAGACCCUGAGGCUUCAAUUGCAUAUGUUUCUGAUCAGUCUAAUCAGGAGGAACAUGACGAAAUAAAUCUACAAUCUUCAUCUAUUGGGUCCAUGGAUGGCAUUAGGCAAACUACUGCAAUGGUGAAUACUAAUGGGGACACUGAAACUCCAGUUCCAUAUGUUCCCAAUCACUCUAAUCAGGAAGCACAAAUGAUGGAACCUCAAACACCAAUGGUGCCACGAGCAAUAAAUUCAUCUGUAGGCUUCUUUCAGGCUGAUUUAUCUUCAGCCGGUGGAAGGGAAGAUCACAUGGAUAGGGAAGACCAUUCCUCUGAUCGGCUUGCUCAGGCAGCAAGCCAACCAAUUGAAAACCCUAUUCAGCUCAUUGAUGAAGUUUUGUUACAACCUGUGACAUGUACUGCACCACAUUCUACCCUCAAUGUUGCCUUUAGUGAUAUAAGAACGUCCUUUCUGGACACAAGAACCCUAUCAGCUAAUUUUGAUAUUAGCACUGGUCUGAUGCAACCAACGCAGCCUUCAAUGUCACAAAUGUCUCCUUCGUUGUACAUUGAUCCACUUGAAAAGGAAUUGGAAAAAUUGCGCAAGGAAAUGGAACAGAACAUAGAUGUACAUGCAAAAAGGAAGCUGCAGCUGAAAUCUGAACGUGAGAAGGAAAUUGAGGAGAUUAAUAAGAAGUACGACACCAAGGUCCAGGAGUCUGAGACUGAGUUUGAUCUUAGGAAGAAGGACCUUGAUGUGAAUUACAACAAGGUUUUGAUGAAUAAGGUCUUGGCUGAGGCUUUCAGAUGGAAAUAUGUUGAUACUAGAUCAUGUGAUAUUAUUCCAGGUCUUGCACCACAGAUGCUUCAGCCAACUCUUCUGCAAAAUUUACCAGGGCCUCCUUUGGUAGGCCGGUCAUCUUUCACUCCACCCAUAGUCAGUUCGCAUUCAUCCAAUCCACCUUCUGUUAAUAUACAAAGGACCCCAGCUGUGGCUAAUCUUCCAACAAACUCACCUGUCUCUACCCAAGGUACAGCUUCAACCUCAAUACAUGGUCACCACGCAUCCACCCAUUUCUCAAGCAAUCCAAUGAGACCACCCCAUAUAGGAUCCAUCUCCUCUCUGACCGGAAACCCACAAGUUGGUAGUGUUAUUCGUGCACCUGCUCCUCAUUUGCAACCCUUCAGACCUACAUCAUCAAGUUCAGCAACUAAUCCUCGCUGUAUCGUGGGUCAACAUGGACCAAGCAACCCUUCUGCAACCCCUCCCUCAUUUCCUCAGCUUCCACCUCGGCCUCCCCCCUCUGCACCACAUCAAUCCAUUCCAUUGAACAGACCUUAUCGUCCCGAUAAUUUGGAUUCGGUGCAGUUGCCUACAGUUCCUAACAUGCCCUUAUCUGCAUUAGACUUGCUGAUGGAUAUGAACAGUCGGGCUGGUGUUAAUUUUCCACACAAUUUUCCUCUACCUGAUGUAGCCUUGAAUACACACCAAUCUGUCCCGCCAGUUAGUACAGGUAGCAAUAGCAUGCAGGUUAAUGCAGUUAAUACGACUGGAGAUUCGGAUGUUGUCUGCUUGUCAGACGAUGACUAACCAACCUGACAGAGAAAAACAAGGUACAUUUUUCUGACUUUCGAAGCUCUUUGUAACAUAAGGGCAUAACUAAGAUCUAAGGGGUGUGGGGGAGAGUGCAAAAUUUGAUAUCUGAGACCGAUGAAAUAUUGUAGAUAUACGUGGCUCUCGACUCCAAAUGUGUAUAAUGUAAAUAUCCAUUAACCGUCUACAAGGGUGGUGAUCUGGUUAUGAAUAUUAUUUGGCAGUUUAGAACAGAUUAGUUCUUUUCUUUUCUUUUUUCUUGAAUUAUUUUGACUUCAUCUUUGAUUCAAACCCUACAUGGAAUUUGAAGGAAAUUGAAAUUGAUACACCAAGAGAUCCUAUAGAAUGCCCUUUGGCAUCUCUUGUUUCAACUGUUA
Benincasa hispida (wax gourd) is the source of this 8339-nucleotide messenger RNA. It is a transcript of the gene MOM, whose product is annotated as ATP-dependent helicase family protein. Gene Ontology annotation, molecular function: ATP binding. Gene Ontology annotation, biological process: heterochromatin formation. The record is from RefSeq and is a predicted model, not a curated record. NCBI's taxonomy places the organism in Eukaryota, Viridiplantae, Streptophyta, Magnoliopsida, Cucurbitales, Cucurbitaceae.